Molecule: messenger RNA, 3684 nt
Organism: Panonychus citri (citrus red mite)
Lineage: Eukaryota; Metazoa; Arthropoda; Arachnida; Trombidiformes; Tetranychidae
Product: glucose dehydrogenase [FAD, quinone]-like
Exons: 4
Coding region: 740-2656 (638 amino acids)
Molecular function (GO): oxidoreductase activity, acting on CH-OH group of donors; flavin adenine dinucleotide binding
Source: RefSeq, a predicted model, not a curated record
GAAAGAAAGAGAAAGAGAGAGAGAGUGGGCGAGACAAAGAAGAGAUGAUGAGGAGGGAAUAAAAGUUUUCGUCGAAAUGGAAAACUUUUUUUAGCUUCGCUCUCUCAUAUUCAAUUGUCUGUUUCGCACCAACAACAUCAUUUCCCCAUCAGUUGCGUGUUGAUCUUUACUCAUCAUUUUCUCAAUUGUUUCUCCAAUUUUUUUUUUCCUUCAAAAUGAUCAUUAUUAUAAUUUUCUAAACUGUGUCCAGUUAUGUGUAACUUAUUAAUCAUCUGAUUAACUGAAUUGUCCAUCACUCGACUACUAAACACCGAGCAAAUCAUCAUCACCGAUUUAAUAUCUCUCUGUGUCUCUCGAUAAUCGGAUAAUUUUCUGUUCUUCUUUUGCUAAUCUGUUUAUUUCUCCUUAUUUAUAAUCAUCAUUGUUUCACCAUUGGAUUCUAAUCAGUGUGUUCAACUUUAAUACAUUGAUCGUUCUCCCUGUGAUUUACUGAUUCUCGUUAAAUUAACUUGCAAAUUGAAAUCAAAUAACAACAAUCAAGAGAAAAGCGAAAAACAAAAGUAUUUUGUGUAACCGGAUUAACUUCAUGUUUCACUUAUUGUGGAUAAAAACCCGUUAAUCUGUUUUUCCUUCAUGUUGUGACCCAUUGAUCCACAUGGAUCGGAUUCACCUGAUAAAUUAUAUUAUUUAUUUAUUGUGAUUAAUCUUUGAUUGAUAUUUUUAAUCCUUUUCUUGAAUUAUGGUUGAUUUUACUCCUGUUUUACCUGCUUUACUUCCGCUUGCAACACUAUUAUGGAUUCGAGCUGCUGACCAUUCGGUCAGUAUAUCAAGAAAUAACUGGGAACCAGAAUAUGAUUAUAUUAUUGUGGGUGGAGGAUCAGCAGGAGCUGUUCUUGCCAAUCGAUUAUCGGAAAAUCCUGGAUGGAGAGUGUUACUUUUAGAGGCGGGGGGAUCGGAGUCCAUAUUAAGUGACAUUCCCAUAGCAGCGGCAACUUUACAAAUGACCCCGAUUGAUUGGGCCUAUCAAACGGAGCCACAAGAAGCCUCAUGCUUUGGAUUAAUUAAUCGACGAAGUCGCUGGCCUAGAGGUCGUGUAUUAGGCGGCUCAUCAGUUCUAAAUUACAUGUUGUACGUUCGAGGUAAUCGACGAGAUUAUGAUACAUGGGCAAAGAUUGGAGCCUUUGGAUGGUCAUGGGAAGAGGUUUUCCCCUAUUUCCUUAAAUCGGAAGACAAUCGAGAUCCGAGUCUUGUAUAUAACGGUUAUCAUUCAACGGGCGGCUAUUUAACGGUGGCAACUCCACCGGAUGCAACACCAAUCGCCACAGCGUUUCCUGAAGCGGGUAAACACUUGGGUUAUCCCAAUAUUGACCUUAAUGGUCCAAUUCAAGCGGGUUUCGCUAUUCCUCAGGGAACUAUUCGUAGAGGUGCAAGAUGUUCAACGUCUAAAGCCUUCUUGCGACCAGCGAGGAAACGGCCUAAUCUUCAUGUUCUGACCUUUGCUUAUGCAACUCGAAUACUUUUCAAUGAUUUUAAAAAAGCCAUCGGUGUUCAAUUUGAUCGCUUCUCAUUGACCCAUGUUGUUUAUGCUCGUAAUGAGAUAAUCAUCUCUGGUGGAUCAAUUAAUUCACCUCAACUAUUAAUGUUGUCCGGAAUUGGUCCAGCGGAGCAUCUCGCCUCCAUGGGUAUACCUUUGGUCGCUGACCUUCCGGUUGGUGAUAAUCUUCAAGAUCACAUUUACCCCGGAGGCAUUCAUUUUACCAUUGAUGCCAAAACUUCACUCAUUCAAAGACGAGUUGUAACUUUACCGAACAUUUUAACUUACUUUGCUAGUGGACGAGGUCCAUUGACCGCAUUAGGAGGUGUUGAGGGUUUAGGAUUCAUAAAAUCCCGUUACACCAAUUUCACUGACGAUUAUCCUGAUUUUGAGAUUCACAUGUUAUCUGGUGGACCGACGUCCGAUGAUGGACAAACCUUUCGUCGAGUACAAGGAUUCACUCGGGAGAUGUGGGAACAAGUUUACCGACCUUACCUACCUUAUGACACAUUCUCCAUGUAUCCCGUCUUGUUGAGGCCAAAAAGUAGAGGUUACGUGCGUUUACGUUCAGCUAACCCUUAUGAUCCACCAAUAAUUGACCCGCGUUACCUGACGCAUCCAGAUGAUAUUCUGGCCAUGGUUGAUGCGAUGAAAAUUUCAAUAGCCGUUGGUUUGGCUCCGGCUUAUAGAGAAAUGGACUCAAGGCUGUUUGAGACCGUUUUUCCAGGAUGUGAGAUUUACACUCUUUGGAGUGAUGAAUAUUUGGCCUGUGUGGCUCGUACAUAUACAGCGACAAUCUAUCACCCGGUGGGCACUUGUCGUAUGGGUGCACCUUGGGAUAAAAGAUCUGUAGUAGAUCCUUAUUUAAGGGUUCUCGGCGGUGUUAAAGGCCUUCGAGUCGCCGAUGGGUCAGUUAUGCCCAACAUUAUUUCGGGUAACACAAAUGCACCCAUUAUAAUGAUCGCCGAAAGGUUGGCUGACUUCAUUAAAGGUCAACAAUUACCACCAAUUAACCCACAUAUACCGGGCUCAAUUAAAAGAGCCUCAGUAGGUUCAACUAAUUACGAGUAUGUAGAAAAUAUAAUUAAUAAUCUAGUUAAUUUGAAUAAAGUCAAGAAAUAGUACGAAUCAUAUUAGGUUAAAAAAGGUCACUUUUUUGUUGUGUAAUUUGUGUAACCAUUGUCACCAUUCAUGUUAAUCAUCAUAAUCACCAAUUAUCAUCAACAACAAAACUUAAAACCACCACAAUCAACAUCAGCCAUCGCCAUCUCAUCUUCAUCCUCAUCGACGCAUUUUUUAAUAAUAAUAAUUCAUCAUCAUCGUCGUCAUUACCUUAAUCAUUGUUUUUCAAAAGCACAAUCAACAGCCAACAAUCACCACAAAGAGCAACAAUCAACCAUUUACAAGAAAGAAAAAAAUUGUUUAUUGUUGUCAUCUUAUCUUAUUUUUUUCUCUCUCUCUCUCUUCUUCUCCACCAUCAUCAUCAUCAUCCUCAUCCUCAUCAUCACCACCACAAUCACCACCAAUUAAUGAGACAAACAACAAUAAUAGAGAUGUCAUUUCAUUCUUGCCACAAUCAAAUCAAAUUGUCACUCAAACUUUUUUUCCUCUCACCUUUCACUUCAACCUUUAACAUUUAGACCCAAGGCUUUGAUAAACUGGAAAAGUGUUCAUGUUGUUAAUUGUUAACAGUUUUUUUUACUAUUCUCUUCAAUCAAUCAAUGUUAUAUUUUUCUCAAAUUCUAAGUAACUGUUAACUGGACAAUUAAUUGUCUUCUAUUAUACCAGCUCAUUGAUUAACUUUAAUGUUUUCACUUUUCCCUCUCGACAAUUGAUGUGAUAUUUUAUUAUUUUUUUUCUAAUUGGGAACAAUAACCAUUCAUUCACUUUUUUUUAAUAACUUUGUACAUUUAACUAUUUUUUUCAAAUAAUUAAUGCGAACAUGAAAUACAAAUAUCAAAAUUUGAAUCACAUUUAAAUUGUUUUCCUAAAUUAUUAAUUCAUUUCAAUUUCAACGCAAAAACAAAUCGAGAACAAAGUUUAAGCUUCAAUUUAAACGAUUAACUUUUAAUCUUCACCUUGAUCAUAUUUUCUAUUUUCAAUCCUCUGAUUACAAUUAAAGAAGAAGAUCUUUAUUCGUUGGAAUUUAU